CCUGCCAUCGAGACUGCUCCGAUAUGAUCUAGAAGCACACGGUAACGAUGGAAAUAAAGAGUUUGGAAUCAUAAAAUGACACUGAGUUUGAGCCAGCUGUUUCAGCAGUCCCAGUCUUCGCAAUCACCCUCGAUUCCAAAACAAGAGGAAGUCGACUCGGAACACCGGAGCAACAACCACGGACCGCCAACCAAGCGCUUCAAGAACGAUCCAGAACAGAGCGCUGCCGACACGGAUCGAGGCGAUGGUUCGGCCAGCAACAAAGAACAACGAGAUGGGAAGACGCCAGAGGCGAAGCCCGUAAGAAUAAAAACAGAAGCACCCGGCGGCACCAAGCGCAAAAUCAAAGAGGAAACCAUCGACGAGGUAGUCAAAAACGACGCGAACGACGAUUCCGGAAACCAYCGGGAAGAGUACGARGACGAAGAGGACGGCRGCGAACGAGACGACGUUGUUGACCUGUCCGGCACCGAUGCCUUUUACGAAAAUUACCCGCAGACCGCGAGGGCGCUCUACAGAUUCCAGGACACAAMGCGGGACAAUAAAGAGUCACAACCCAGCGAUGGGCACGGUGGGGACGAGAGCCAAGCGGACGCCCUGGGAGYCAUUCAUUCUGCCCUGUUCCCAGCGAAAAGCAAGAAAGCCCUGGCCAUGGGAAACGGCCGCCGCCUGUCGGGCGCGUUCGAGGACGAAAACCACCCCAGCARGUCCCUCACGGGUCGCCUCCGGCCCCGGCAAAAGCGUGUCCGGGUCGAGGGCCCCUCGGGCAAAAAGGAGGUUUCGCUCCGGCUGGAAACCCAGGAAGAAGUGAACGAGCGUGUUCAAAAAAUGGAAAGGUGGGAGGAAAAAAUCAUGCAGCGGGUGCGAUGGAAAAGACGAUUGGUCAAUUUCCAAGCCGAGGACGAUGUGGGAAAUGCAUUUUUAGCAAGAGCGGAACAGGACCUGGGAGAGGGCCUGCGAGCAGAUCUGAAAGAGCGUCGAAGKGAAGAACAAAGGAAGAGGGAGAAGCUACGGAAAAAACGAGAGAAAGAAGAGCGCAACCGAUUGAGAGAGUUAGAACGCAAUGAUCAUUUGGAAGAAGACGACGAAKUAAAGGAACAGAGUCAACUAUUGGCUCAACUUACUCAGCAGAGCGAUCUCGUGCCGAAUGAAGACGACAAAGAAUCGGGAAAAGGGGACGGUGCCCCUUCGUCGGCGGCCUUUCUAGAAGAAUUGGAUUACUGGGAAAAAGGAUACACCUAUCCCGAAAGGUCUCUCAUCUCCUAUAAUUUACAUCGGUCGGUGAAGAAGAUGGUUCAGGGAGCACCAAAAACCUUCUCGGGGGCUCGUGGUAAAACUGCCCAACAUGAUGCCGCCGGUGAGACCGACGACAAAAAAACCUCGCUUGGCAGCCUCAUGAAUGAACAGUUUGGAGUCCAUAAAUCCUAUCGGUUCUUCUUCGAACCGAAUAAAACCUCGGUCACAACUGCCAACAAAACAGUUCGACCCGGAUUCCGGUCCGGUCACGUUCGUCACAUGGUGAGCAUGGCGGUGAGAUCGCUGUGUGGUGGCGGUGGCGGUGUUGGUGUGUCCAGGGACGACAUUGCUCUGGAGAAUCACUAUAUUCGACUCUUGUGCAUGCGAGCAUUCAACAAGGACGACGCCGAUACCGCUGUCAAUCCAACGAUCUGYGCUGARUUUCGCACGAGAGGCUACCUUGCUGCAGCAUCCUUGGAGCAAGGAAGUAAUAUGUUGCUGUACUUGCAAAACAYAUGGGACGAUCCGGCAAAAGUUGCAAGAAAAUUGGGAAUCUUGGAUUGCUACCAAGACUCACCAAUCAAAGGAAAYUUGUUGAAACACAUCCGAAAGCAUUCGAAGAACUUACGAUCGAAAAUUAAGAGGUCGCACAGAAUAAGUUCUGCCGAUUGGUGUAGCGACAACAACGACUACGAAGCCGAUCACGAUCUCGACGAAGGUUCGAGUGCGACGCCGGAAGAUAAAGUUACUCCGGAGAUAACAACCAGCGGUGGUGUUGCCGAUGCUGUGACGACAGAAACUUGUCUGACAAUUGACAAGGAAAAAGCCAUUAAUCUAUCCAAAAAUGAUCGUGAUGCACUCAUCUCUCCGAACAGCUUAUACAGCCACAUUKCCGGCACAAGUCCUCCUAUUCCGCAGCAUCCAUUGGAUCCUUCCUCUUGCUUAUUUGGACCUGUGGAUCGCCAUUCCAAGUUUCAUCACAUCGGUGUGAAAAUGGAUUCUKCUAUAUCCAAGGUCAUGUUAUCUACGUUGAUGAAGCGAGUGGGCAGGGCCAGAAUAACAAGCAACGAGCCACUUUCAAUCAAUACGCCAAAACAGAUACUGGAUCUUGUUCAAGAGUUUGCAGAUGUUAACGAGAACAAACUUUACCUACGAUACACGAAUUAUAUUCAAGAUCCUAACGACUCGGACAUACCUCUAGUCGAAUUUUAUCGUGGCCUUGCCGAAUACUGUUCUUUCAUGGCGAAYGGUUAUCUCGAAGUGAACCAUUCGAAUACGCGUCCGGCUGAAGUACAAMAGACACAUGAUGAGCGCGAAGACUUCGUCACACAAGCUUCGGGAAUGAGUCUACUUGCAGAGAAGAUUUGGGAGUUUUGCCGCCCAAAAAUUCAUCAGAAUGCCCUGAUACGAUUUCCAAAGUUAAAAAUCACAUAUGGAGUGGCUCUUGUAUGCCGCAGUCUUCCCUCUUCGGCGGCCGAAAUUUUGUCGAGACCAACCGACGAUGAUGGUUUCURUACCCCUCUGRAUCUUUUUAAACAAACYCUAGAAGAUUUGGAAACCAAGAAAUAUAUUUCGUGUACUUCUGAUCGGCAUUUUGACGACAGCGAUGCCAUUCGUGCGGUGGAAUUAGAAUUUCUCUUGCACGACGCAGCGGAACUCUUUCACGAAGCCGUAAAACUCGAUCCAAUAAAUGUUGACUACCAAAUGUGGCACAUAGGCUGUCUUGCAUCCUGCUUGCUUGUCUCGUCGGGAAACAAAAUAUCGGAUAAUGUACACAUUUAUCCGUCACAGAAAAAGGGCAGUUUCAUGAACCAAUACAUCGCCAAUCACGAAGUGCGCUGUCGUUUGAAGAAAUACCAUGAAGUCAGAAUCGAGCUAUCUAAUGCAAUCAGAGUUCUCUUCACCCUUGCUAAGUACCAAAAUAGUGCUAAAGUACACCUGGCAGUCUAUUCAUUACUGGAAUGGGGACAGGUCAUCGGUCUCUUGGUAGGAAAUGUUCUUGACCAAUUUUUGCAAGAAAUCAAUAGCUUGCACGCUUUUCAUUUUAAAGAAUGGGCUAGACGUGAUCCUGUUGCCUUUCUAAGACAGAACCAAAGCAAAGACAGAGAUUUUUCCGACGUUCCUCUCUAUGCUCAGAUUUUGGAGAGCGAUCCCGAGGAUAUUAGAAAUUGGAGAAACUUUGUCCAAUGCUUGGGUCAURUUCCCAAAACAAAGAAAGAUGACCCGGGGUGGUGGGGGGAGGACCGUAGCUGGUGGGGAGAUUCUCUUUUACAUUUAUUCACACCAGAGGCAGUUGAUCGAGCUCUGAUCAAUGGAGAUUUACAUGCGGUAGAGAUCGUGAUUACAAAACUUGAAAAUGUAGGACAUCAUCUCUCAAUUCCUCCAGAUCAUUUACCUUUGACGAAAAGUGAAUUGGAUACAGAGCAUCGGAAUGGUAUKAAUUGCGAAAGCUUCGAAUGGCUACCAACGCACGAUAGCAUCAUGGAUCAGAUCAACAAAAACGUAGAUGAUUCUAAAGUUGUGCGGUCCAAGUGCUUCGCGGGUUCCCUCCCAAGGAAGAAUGGAAACUUUUCUGAAACCRAACKGGUUGGAUCCGAUAGAGGCUCRCCAGUCUCAAUCCAUUCAUGUGAAAGUUCAGUGCCUCUUCCAGAAUUMGUUUCACUCUCUGAAGAAGCCCAGGCGUACAAAAUCUUCAUUGCAUGUCAUUUGUUUGGACUUGAUCAUCCGCCGAUUCGUCAAUGCAUGUACCACAAUUUAUUUCGCAAGUGUUAUAAAUUCGAAAAUCCGGAAGCAGUCAACGAGAACUGUGAUGAGUUUCGAACUUUAGCCUGGUUCCUCUCUUUGGGAAUGAAUUUAUCAGAAAUUAUGCGAAGCAGGUUUUAAAAWCUGUUUCGACACCAAGGAACGGUGGUURGCUGGUUGCCCUGAUUCCUUCAAACACUCAAAAGAUUGUUUCGUCUGAUUAAAUUUGAUUGAACUAUGCAAAUAACAAAUAAUACAACUUYAURUUU
Messenger RNA from Pseudo-nitzschia multistriata, 4247 nucleotides. Lineage: Eukaryota; Bacillariophyta; Bacillariophyceae; Bacillariales; Bacillariaceae. The record is from the annotation of a GenBank genome assembly.